UAUGCAAAAUCCAAAAUAUGUAGUCCAAUUCAACUUUGAGUCUCGUGUAAUGUGGAAGAAAUCAGAACAUGAAUAACUUUGUUGCUUUGGUAUCCUUUACCAAAAGAGAAUCAAAUGGUUCUGGGGGGACCAUAAAGAAUUGAAUCUUCUCAAAAUGUACCUCUCAAAUAGGGUUUUCUUUGGGAAUAUAUCAAUUUUCUAUGAAUCUAGUCAGAUCAUUGGUUCUGGUGCAUCCUCGAAGGUAAUUCUGCUUUCCCUCACUCUCAGGUGUGUCUCGUGAAGCGGAACACAGAUGUUUUGUACUACGCAGCAAAAUGUAUCUCAAAGAAGUAUCUAACAGGGAAAAAGUCUAAUGAUCGUAUAGUAUGUACAUUUAACAAUUUCUGAUAAGGCUAGAUUGUAAUCUGAGAUCGAGAUUUUAUAAAAGAUUGACAAUCCAAUAUUUGUCAAAUUACUGGAAAUUUAUGAAGGAGACAACUCUUAUUAUUUGAUAACUGAUUAUUAUGAAGGUGAUACUCUCUACAAUUUUAUUCGAAAUACUCAAAGUGAUACUUUACCAAGUUACAUAGUAAGGGAUGGAAUAAAAGUUACACAAAAUAGUUUAUAUAAUUUUAGACCUUAUUGCUUGGUCUUCAAUAUUUAGAAUCUUAAGGUUUGAUACAUAGAGACAUCAAACUAGAGAAUAUUCUAUUAGCGAAAUAGAAUGAAAUAAAGUCCCUAAAGAUUAUAGAUUUUGGAUUGGCCAUCUAUGAAAAUUAAUGUACCAAAUUAUCUGUUUGUGGAACACCUGGUUAUAUUGCUCCUGAGAUUCUAAGAGCAGAAAACUAAUAAAAUGAAUAUUUCACAACAAAAUGUGAUGUAUUUAGUGCAGGAGUUAUAUUCUAUAAAUUGUAAUAUAAUAUAUAUAUAUAUUUGUAUAGAUUAACUAAAAGAACAUUAUUUAGAGCUGAAAAUACUGCAGAUAUUAUGAAAGCAAAUACUUAAUGUGAUAUUCAUUUAGAUGAAUUAUAAUAAAAUGUAUAGAAAGAAGCACUUAAUCUAUUGAAAUUAAUGUUAGAACCAAAUCCAAAAAUAAGACCUACUGCUUCAUAAUGUUUAGAACAUCCAUAUUUCUAUUGUUAAUUAGAAGAUAUUAGAAUAUUACAAGAAAUUCUAGAUAAAGUAACAGGAUGUUCAGAAUUUACAAGUAUUAUUUGCUUAUUUAUAAUUUAUUAAAGAAGAAGAACAUUAAGAUACUCAUUCAGUUCCUAAUGAAAGUUAAGCUGCUUAGAUUAAAAGAUGUCCACCAACUUAAUAUAGAGUUAGAGUUGAAUAAAGAAAAAGAACUAGGAGUCCUAGAAAAUAUGCAGAUUUUCAAUUCUAUUUACCAUCCUUCUGUUAGAUGAUUUCUUUUGAAAGUGAAGGUAAUUCAUCUAAUUCAAGUAAAUCUUCAAGAAUUGAGAAUAUAAUAAUCAAUGAAAAAGAAAGUGAAAAAGAUUCAGUAAUAGAAGAAAAUAAUAAGUUUCAACAGUGA
Messenger RNA from Paramecium pentaurelia, 1513 nucleotides. The record is from the annotation of a GenBank genome assembly. Lineage: Eukaryota; Ciliophora; Oligohymenophorea; Peniculida; Parameciidae.